GUUGCGAAAUGUCGUAAUGUUGUUAGGACAUGUGGGUUGGAGUGGAGAGACAGCAGUAGUGGGCUUGUAGUGGUUUGUAGUUUGUAGGAGUGUGCUUUGGUCAUUCACAGGCGGAUCGACAACAGUUUCGAGCAGUCAUGGAUGCAGCUGAGGAUGAGUUUAUGAAGUAUCGGUCGCCUCUGGUGUCACGGUACGCCAGUAAAGAGAUGGCCUAUAACUUCAGCGACAGGAAGAAAUUCACAACCUGGAGAAGACUGUGGAUUUACUUGGCCAAAUCGGAAAAGGCUCUUGGUCUGCCCAUCACAGAAGCGCAGGUGGAGGAGAUGGAGUCCCACUCGGAGGACAUUGACUUCGGCAUGGCGGCUGAGGAGGAGCGCAGGCUGAGGCACGACGUGAUGGCGCACGUGCACACCUUCGCCCACUGCUGCCCCACCGCCGCUCCCAUCAUCCACCUGGGCGCCACCUCCUGCUACGUGGGCGACAACACGGACCUGAUUGUGCUGCGUGAUGGGUUUGACAUCCUCCUUCCCAAGCUGGCGCGAGUGAUUGACAGGCUGGCGAACUUUGCAGAGAAAUACGCCGACCUGCCGACCCUGGGCUUCACCCAUUACCAGCCGGCCCAGCUGACCACUGUGGGCAAGAGGGCCUGCCUCUGGCUGCAGGACCUGGCCAUGGACGUGAGGAACCUUCAGCGCGCCCGUGACGACCUACGUUUCCGGGGCGUCAAGGGGACCACCGGCACUCAGGCCAGCUUCCUGCAGCUGUUCCAGGGGGACCAUGAUAAAGUGGAGGAACUUGACAGACUGGUCACAGAAAUGGCUGGAUUUAAAAAGGCCUACCUGGUGACCGGACAGACCUACAGCCGCAAGGUGGACAUAGACUCCCUGUCAGUGCUGGCCAGCCUAGGUGCCACUGUUCACAAGAUCUGCACCGACAUCCGCCUGCUCGCCAACCUGAAGGAGAUCGAGGAACCGUUUGAGAAGGAGCAGAUCGGCUCCAGCGCGAUGCCCUACAAGCGGAACCCCAUGCGGGCGGAGCGCUGCUGCAGCCUGGCCCGCCACCUGGUGGCCCUGCUGUCCGACCCGCUGCAGACCGCCUCCGUCCAGUGGCUGGAGCGGACGCUGGACGACAGCGCCAACCGGAGAAUCUCCUUGCCCGAGUCCUUCCUCACUGCCGAUAUCAUCCUCAGUACCCUGCAAAACAUCACAGAGGGCCUAGUGGUGUACCCCAAGGUGAUUGAGCGGCACAUCCGUCAUGAGCUGCCCUUCAUGGCUACGGAGAACAUCAUCAUGGCCAUGGUCCAGGCCGGCGGGAACCGGCAGGACUGCCACGAGAAGAUCCGCGUGCUCUCCCAGCAGGCCGCAGCUGUGGUCAAACAGGAAGGGGGCGAUAACGACCUCCUGGACCGAGUUCAGGCCGACCCCUACUUCGCUCCCAUCCUGGGGCAGCUGGACGCCCUCCUGGACCCCAAAACCUUCGUGGGACGGGCUCCUCAGCAGGUGUCCAGGUUUCUGACGGAGGAGGUGCGCCCUCUUCUCCAGCCGUACAAAAGCAAGAUGGACGUGAAGAUUGAGCUGGAGCUCUGAAGCCUGACGUGGCUGCACAGAUCAGAAAUUGAGUCCACUGGGGUUGGGCUUUCUGUCACUGACUCGCACCCGGGUUAUCGCAACGCUGCGGUCCCAUGUCUCUGUGGGUCCUCGCGCUACUUCACCUGAAGCUUGCGCCACUUACAAACGGAAGAUCCCUUUUUACAGGUGCAUCCGACCAUGCCCCUGAACAACCGUGCGUGUUGCAGCUGUAUUGGAAUAAAAAUAUAAAAAAAAGUG
This is a messenger RNA of Conger conger (European conger), 1826 nucleotides long. It is a transcript of the gene adsl, whose product is annotated as adenylosuccinate lyase. The record is from RefSeq and is a predicted model, not a curated record. Gene Ontology annotation, cellular component: cytosol. Gene Ontology annotation, molecular function: (S)-2-(5-amino-1-(5-phospho-D-ribosyl)imidazole-4-carboxamido) succinate lyase (fumarate-forming) activity; N6-(1,2-dicarboxyethyl)AMP AMP-lyase (fumarate-forming) activity. Bases 138 to 1586 code for a protein of 482 amino acids. Gene Ontology annotation, biological process: 'de novo' AMP biosynthetic process. The transcript has 13 exons. Lineage: Eukaryota; Metazoa; Chordata; Actinopteri; Anguilliformes; Congridae.